Messenger RNA from Phlebotomus papatasi, 5910 nucleotides. It is a transcript of the gene tipE, whose product is annotated as protein tipE. The coding region runs from base 2757 to 3938 and encodes 393 amino acids. The transcript is spliced from 2 exons. Gene Ontology annotation, molecular function: sodium channel regulator activity. The record is from RefSeq and is a predicted model, not a curated record. Gene Ontology annotation, biological process: regulation of sodium ion transport. Lineage: Eukaryota; Metazoa; Arthropoda; Insecta; Diptera; Psychodidae.
GCAGAGACCAGUAGCAGUUGUUCGUGGGCUUUGCUCACCCAGUGUUUUCUGUUCAUCCAGUACUCCAAAAGUGUUCUCCACACACUUCUUGUGGGCAGAGCACCAUAAUAAACAGGAGAGUGUACCAAGGGAAAAAAAAGUGGAAAAAAAGUGGGUACAAGGGAGACAGGAAAAGGGUUUUAACGCGAAGUGACCACAGAGGACAAGGAAAAGAAAGUGGAUAGUACAUUGUGUGACUUUCUCCUUUGCCACAAAUUGAACAUUUCUUUGUGGAUUGGAUAUUUUUGUUAGGGGUAGGGUGUGCAGUGUUUGGGACCUAGUGAGUGUGAGUUAUGAAAAGACAUGAAGGAAAAUUUGCACGGAAUCUCGAUCGCCAUCUUAUGAAGGAAAAUUUUUACUUGGAAGAGAGUUGAAGGGAAUAGGAUUUUGUGCAGGAAAAAGGAGAAGAAAUAAAAGGUUGUUUUUCGUGUGGAUUACGUGCUUCUGGGAGAUAUUUUGGCUGACGGGGGAAAUGUUCGACAUUCACAAUGGAAAGACGGAAUUUUCAUAUUAAAUCACUCACCAUCAUCGAUUUCUGCCAGCUCGCAUGAACCACCCAAAUGACACUCUAACAUUUAUAUGCUUAAAUUGACUUUUUCCCUCUGAAUUUUGGUGUGUAUACGUCUCAGGGGUAUAUGCAAUCAAAUGGAUAGAAAAUCGUGAUUUGCACAAGAGACAGAAUAUCUGAUUAAGUGGCUUCUUGCUGGAAAAUCUGAGGGAAAACUUGGUCGAUUGGAAAGAUUUAACGGAGACUGAGAAGAAGGGAGAGAUACCAUCCUUCAGGACUCCUGGGAAGACGAAAGAAAAUUACAUUUGGAUUUUUUAUUGCAACGAGAAAAUCCAGAGUCAAGAGUGUCACAGGGAGGUGAAAUUUUCCAUCUUUGUGCCCCAGAGUUUGGUGUAUUUGUGUGUGUGAAUUUUCCAGAGGGGUGGAAAAGCUGAUGAGAAAAAAAAGCUCAUGAGGAAAAUGCUACGAGUUGCCCAAUACAUUCAACCACCCAUCUCCGACGAAUUUACACAAUUUGUGGAUACUUAUCGGGAAAAAUAGCUAAAUUAAUUUAAUACCUCGUGCCAUUUUUAGUCGUAUUUGUGAUUUUUGCUGCUUACGUGGAAGGAAAAAAAAAGCUUUCUUUAUCCUCUUUUGGGAGUCCUCCUCUUGAGAGCUUUUCUCACUUGUUCUAUGUGCAAAUCUGAACUGUUUUUUUGGGCUUUUUGAUUUGGCAGAUAAAAAAAAGGAGGAAAAACACCCGUGAAAAUCAUCAUAAAGGGCGCUGUAGGAAAAUAAAAGCCUUGUACAAAUUUAUCAUUGUUAUCAACUGUUGACAAAGAGAGAGGUGAGAGAGGAUUGAAUGUGUGAAAAGUGAAGGUUGCUAUUGAAAAUGAAAAUCUCUUAUACCGUCCAAGCAUUACAUAAUUUCCCAUGGUAAAUUAGUAAAAAUGUUAAAGUAAAAUCGAAGGAGAAAAGAAGCAGCUAAAACAGCUUUUACCUCCUGAAUACAGUUUCAGAAGAAAAAUUUAAAAAAAAAAGAGAAGGGAAAAACUAGUGAAAAUUCAUUGGAUUUUGCAGCAUUUUCCCAUACAAAAAGACCAAAGUCUUAAAGCUUGGCUAUAUAUAUCGAUAGUGGGUCCAAAUAAAUCUAACACCAAGUGGUAUGAUAUGCGUGGAAAAUGUGCCAGAGAGCUUAAGGAGAAAAUUGCUGCGGAUUUUCUUUUCUCAUUGAUGAAAAUGUGUGCGACAAUUGAAGCUGGUCUUCUGCCAUCCAUCCAAAUUUGAAGGGGAAAAACAAGACAAAAAAAGCUGCAGAAGGGACUGGAGAAAACCCACCCCAAAGGUUGCAAGUGAAAAAGCGAGCAUAGGGAAAUUUUCUAUUCCCAUUCCAAAGCAUUGCACACAAUUUCCACAGACGGCGCCAGGGGUGAAAGUUGCUCCGAAUUUAAAAGUUGGCGGCUGUCGCGAGGAGAGUCGCAAGGGGCGGUGUGUUGAAUGUUGUGCUAGAAAAUGCAUCAUAAAUCAAUAGGGAAACCAGUGAAAAAAAUCCAUUAUACUUCUCAAGUAUUAAAUUAUGGUGAUUUUAGUGCAAUUACACUAACUUUAGUCACGUGAAAGUGUGUUAAGGGAGGCUGAAAUAAAAAUAAAAAAAACGAACGUUAGAACACUUAAAUUGCACUAGUUCCACUAAAAGUGUGACAAUUGGUGAAAGGGUGUGCUAUCCUGGAGGAAGAACACUGUAAAUAGAGGAUACUAUUAGACCGGGAGGACAUUUUUAGGGGUCAUUUGAAUGUGGUGCUGUGCUAAGGGGGUGCGCCAAAUGCGCCCCCGAUGAUCCUGUUUUUUGCUAGCUGAAAAGCUCGCAUCAUACACCCCCAAAGCGUGGGUGGAUAGCCUAUCUCACAGAGAAUUAUCCACCCUCUGCCCUCCGAUCCCAACACGACCCCCGUAAAGAAGCUCAAUUGGAUUUAGAAGUCAACUAUAGGUCUUGAACGAGAUAUCGUGUGAAAAUAUUCAUUUUUUGUGGUCAGCAAAAAGCAACUGUGAAAGCAACCCAAGCCUUAAGUGGAAAUUUCUUCCGGGAGAAAAUCCACUUAAAGCCCCAUACCUCUAGAGAUUUUCUUCACAAAAAAAAAAAAUCUCGCCCGUGUAAAUAUCAGGAGAAAGGUGUAGGUAAGAAUACAACAAAAAAAAGGGCUUAAGAUUAGAAUAGAAAGAGGUUAGUGAUAUGGCUGACGAACCGCCAGUUGACGAGAGAACAUUUAAGGAAAAAUUAUUGUUCUACACAACAGCAUUUUUCAUCCUUCUCGGAACAUUUAGCUUAUUUGCAUUUCUCUUUCUCGUACCAUUUGUGAUUGAUCCUGCCUUUACCACAAUCUUUAUGCAAUUCGACACAAAUCCCGCGCUAUGUACAACAGUUGAUACAGUGUACUUGCGCGGGAAUAAAAAUUGCACCUGGACAUCCUGCCGGGAAGGAUGCACCAAGGAUAUCUAUGAGUGUCUACAGAUUAGUGUCAACUAUCGCAUUAUGCCCAAUAAUACAAAUUAUACCGGACUGGAUCUGGCUACACUGCCCGAGCCACUGCCUGAUCCAGAAGCCCUUAGGGCACAGCGGCGAAAACGUGCCAUCCGGGAGUACGAUUAUGCCGAUAGUGAGGAACAGAAGGGUGCAGAUGGGAUGAAUGGAGGUGUUAAUCCUGCCACUGGGAUCAUCGAAGUGGACUACUCAGAUAUUAUUGACAUGGAACAGGGUGAAGAUGGCAAUAGAUCUGACUAUUGGUCCUUCACCUUCGCCGAACUGUAUCCCAACGUUAAGGGCUGCGGAUACCCACCGUCACUCAAUUGUACCAUCUGGACGAAGACAUACAAACAGAUCGGAGCGAACUUUACAUGCUACUACUCAAAGGUCAAACCCAAUCUCGUCAUCACGCACCUGGACAUGUGGCAGAAUACCCUGAAUCUCAUCUACAGUAUGGCCAUUCCGAUUCCCUCCUUCAUCAUCUCCGUGAUUUACCUCACAAUAGCAUACUUUAAGAUCUACAAUGAGGACGAGGAAGCAGCUCCAUUAGACAAGAAUGCCGAAGGAAUGGCUGGCGAGGAGGAGGAUGCAGAGGAUGGGAUCGUGGAAGAUGUGGAUGCUGUAGUAUUAGAAAAUGGAACGGCUGGGGAAGGUGUGUCGUCAUCACUGCCAAAUGGAACGACACCACUUACAGCAUCAGGACACCUUUUGUCCUCAAACACAGACAUUGCGUCCUUCGGACACCAGCUCAAAGUGAAGAUGGCCGAUGAGAUGUCUCGUGAGAGCAUCGACGGUGGACUCCUUUCCAACUCAGCCAGCUUUCAAGGAAACUUGAGCAAGACGAUGACGACGAGUAUCUCAACUCCUCCUGGGCCGAUAGCAGCAGUCUGAAGAGGCAGGUUCAUGGGCUUGACAACAUCAAGUUCAACUACGGCAAGAAAUAAAUCAUUCUUCAGAUGCUCAAGUGGAGGACUUUGCCAGAGCAAUGCGUCACAAUUUUGGCUGAGCCUUGGAGCAAGAAGCGCAAUUUUUUGAAGAAAAAAAAAUUACCAAUUGUGAAAAAUUAAAAAAAAAGAUUUUCAUGUCAUCACACAUAUUUUUAUUCUAAAAAAAAGCUAUAUUAAAAAAAAAUAAACAAACAUGAGCUUUGUGAGAAGCUUCUUGGAUAAAACUUAUUGUAAAAGGGGAAAAGGAGUGUGAAAAACUUUAUAUUUGAUGCCAGAUUUUUCAUUCAAAAGUCUUUUAAUUCUCACACGAAAAAAAUCGCAGCAAUUUAUCAGUGUUUAUGCCAUGCAACAUUUCACUAAAUUAUAUUUAAUGAAGAGGAAAAGCGUGAAGAAAAUAAAAACACAGAAGAAAUUAUAAGAAAAGUUCUUUGGCGAAUUGGAGUCAAUGUGAACAUGAAGCUUUUUUCCAGACAAUUGUCUCAUUGCGCCCUUUUUCAUUCCUACAUAGUUACAAUUUUAUUACUCAAGAAUUAUGUGGUAUCCUCUUACAAAAAAAAACAUUGGUAUAUUAAGAAAAUUGCAGGAAGUGUAGUAAUUGGAAAAAAUUACUGAAAAACGGAAAAGUUAUAAACGGAAGAAUGUCUCGGUGAAAAGAUAAUGGCAAAUAUUCAAUUUCAAAUUUAUUCCUCUAACAAAAAAUUGAAUUAUUAAUUAUAGUUAUGUAAAUAUUGGAACAGUGAGCUCUUAAUUCUAAAAAAAAACAAAUCUCUUAUAAGGCAAAUUUCUUGCGAAUACUUUGAAUAAAUAUUGGGAGGAUAAGAGGAAGACUUUGCACAACGAAAAAGACGUUUAUUGUUAAAUUUCCUUCUCAACCAAAAAUUCACCAUUGAAAAAUUCCUUUCAGAACAAAAUAAAAAUGGUUUAAUUUAACAUGACUAAAAUGUGUAUUGUGAAAAUUUGCCCUUCGAGCAUUACCAUACAGAAAAUUGAACAGGAAAAAUGGGUUGGGAAUGAGGAAAAGCACCAUCAUCGAUUUAUCGGCUUUUUCCACUUUAGUUCUCUCUUUCAUCAUUCAAUAAUGAAUCAAGUUUGGAAAAUGGAAAAGACAAAAGAGGAAAAAAAAUGUAGAGCACUCAUUUUUAAUUCUUUUGAAAACUUCAAUAUCAUCUAAUCUCAACUUGUGGGGGUUCUAUUUCAAAAAGAAGGGAGGGAGAACAGAGUGGAAAAUUGUUGUUCAGAAAUAGAUAUACAAUCCAAGGUUUGUAAUUUUAUUUAAUCCUCCUACAAAUCAUCCUACACAUCAAGUGAAAUCAGAAGAUAGAAAAGUCAUGGAUGAAGCUCAUGAAAAAUCCCCCACAAAAGAAGAAGAAAAAAAAAUGUGAGAAAAUAUAAAACCUUUUGUUGAAUUUCCCAACGCAACGCCCACGAAAAAAAAAUUAAGAAAAAAAAAUAGAUGCAGAUGAUUUAGAAAUGAAGAAAAUUUAUUCAACUGACGUGCAUUUUUAGAUAAAUAUUAACUAUUGGAACUAUUUAAAAAAAAACAAUGAUGAAAAGCAAAAAAAGAGAAAAAAAAUCUUUACUAUAUUGAAUUUUAAGAGAGUCUAGCUAAACGUGAAUGAGAAAACUUUUAAAUAAAAAAAAACAAAUUUCUUUGACGAAAAGAGAUCCCUUUAAUUAAACUGAAAGGCAAUUUAGAAAAUAUGACUUGUAUUAUUAAAAGAAAAACAAAACUAUUUCAAGAAAAGAACUGUUAAUGGUGUGUAUUUUGAAUGAUGAAAAAAAUUGCUUUUUAAUUGCUAUUAAAUAUACAUAAUAGAAAAAAAAUGAGAGAAUGUGCAAAAAGUGAAGGAAUAAAUUCAAAAUUAUUAUGAAAAAAAAUGAAAUGAGAAGAACAACAAUAAAAAUCGUGAAAGCUU